GCUGCCGCGUCGGCACCAGCUGAAUGGGCGGUGGCGGAGCAUGUGUGAGCCGCUGAGGCUGCCGCGCGCCCGGGACGCGGAGAGUGCAUGCCUCUCCCGGGCCAGACGGUGAGGCCGGAGAGGACGUGGCGGCGGCGGCGGAGGGGAAGAGCAGCGGGAGGCAGGCUGGGCAUCCCUCUCGGGGGCUGGAGGGCCCCGGCUUGGCGGGGGUUAUGGCAUCGCUUGCGGACCGAAUGCGAGGCAACGGGCGCAUCGCCGCUGGGCUCCUGCUCAACCUACUGGUGUCCAUCUGCAUCGUGUUCCUCAACAAAUGGAUCUAUGUGCACCACGGCUUCCCUAACAUGAGCCUGACCCUGGUGCACUUCGUGGUCACCUGGCUGGGCUUGUACAUCUGCCAGAAGCUGGACAUCUUUGCCCCCAAAAGUCUACCGCCUUCCAAACUCCUCCUCCUGGCCCUCAGCUUCUGCGGCUUCGUGGUCUUCACCAAUCUCUCUUUGCAGAACAACACCAUAGGCACCUAUCAGCUGGCCAAGGCCAUGACCACGCCGGUCAUCAUAGUCAUCCAGACCCUCUGCUACAAGAAAACCUUCUCUACCAAAAUACAGCUCACGCUGAUUCCUAUAACUUUAGGUGUAAUCCUAAAUUCUUAUUACGAUGUGAAGUUUAAUUUCCUUGGAAUGGUGUUUGCCGCUCUUGGUGUUUUAGUUACAUCCCUUUAUCAAGUGUGGGUAGGAGCCAAACAGCAUGAAUUGCAAGUGAACUCGAUGCAGCUGUUGUACUACCAGGCCCCAAUGUCCUCCGCCAUGUUGCUGGUCGCCGUGCCCUUCUUUGAGCCAGUGUUUGGAGAAGGAGGAAUAUUUGGCCCCUGGUCAGUGUCCGCAUUGCUUAUGGUGCUGCUCUCUGGAGUAAUAGCUUUCAUGGUGAACUUAUCGAUUUAUUGGAUCAUUGGGAACACAUCACCAGUCACCUAUAACAUGUUUGGACACUUCAAGUUCUGCAUUACUUUAUUUGGAGGAUAUGUUUUAUUUAAGGAUCCAUUGUCAAUUAACCAGGGUCUUGGCAUGUUAUGCACAUUAUUUGGCAUUCUCGCCUAUACCCAUUUGAAACUCAGUGAACAGGAAGGAAGUAAGAGUAAACUGGUACAGCGUCCAUAAUUGGGUUUUGGUGGAGAAAAGAGAGCCACCCCAAGAAGAUAAAAAAGUGUUAAUUCAGUGUGCAAGUUACUUUCAAAGAGGAAGAAAAAAUUAUAUUGCAAAAUCCAUUGAAUGAUGGUUUGCAAGAAGUAGGACAAAGGACAUUUUAUUCAUAAAUAGGACUUUCUCUUUUAGAGUACCUCUAAGACCACAGCUCCCUGCUUCUUUUCAAAGAUUGAUUAUAUGAAGUCUCUAGGAUGGCUUGAUUAUGCCAAAUAAAAUACAUGAAAUUGAAGUUCUAUAAUAGUGACAGAGGGAUCCAGAUCACUGUACUACCAAUGUGUUGUGGUUUGUAGGUGUCCAUACCCUUCUAAGGAAGGGCAGGGAGGACUCCUCUGCUUGCUCAUAGGUGGCCCCCAGUGUGAGCUCUUUUAUAAUUUCAGCCAAAGCGUUCAAGUCAGAAUUUAAAUCUAGCAUUUCUCUUUUAGUUGGUUUAGUACAACUUCCUGCUUAUUUCGCUUACAGAAAUGAAAUAUCAGUCAUAGAAAGCAAGGUGUAGGAGAGAAGACCCUAAGAGAAAAUCCAAAUCUAAAAGUACCAUAUUUCCAGUAGAAAAUUGAUACAAGAAGUUACACAUUAUCCAGAAAACUACGGUUGCUAUAGGUGUUCGCUUGUUUCUGAGCUCUCAGUGAACUCUAGAAACUGUAUGUGACAUUGAAAAAUACAAUAGCUGCAUGUUUAAAUGGCCCAAAGAGGAGACUAUGCAUGGAACUGAGCAGGUGUCUUAUCCUGUUCUGUUGGCCUUGUCGAGCAUUUCAUGUUGGUCAUUUCUUACUACCACCUCCCUGCUAUCACCCCCUGCCUCCCACAUUGGAGGCAGGCCUGGAGCUUUCUUUGGCACUAAAGGCUUUGUAGUGAACUCUCUUUCUAGGGUGGCUGAGGAAGAUUUUCAUGCAACAAGUCAGGGCAAAUACUAUCCAAACAUUAAGGAGAAGCUUGGUGAAAAUAUGAGGAAAGAUUUUAAAGAGAAGUAGAAAAAUAGUCAAUAUUUGCCCAGUUCCAUUAGUUUUUAAAGGGAUCAUUUUUAAAAAUUAGGUUACAAGGGAAAUACAGGGUUUCCACUUAAGGAAAUGUAGUGUCACACAUUUCCUUGCAAAAUGUGUUUCUGCCUUCCAGCUUCUUGAUAGUUGAGCAUUAAAAGCUGUUGUUAACUUCUCACGAUAAAUUGACUGAGACAGUCCCUCUUGUAAUAAAUCUUUUAAAAAUAUUACAUAUAAACUUUAAAUGAAAAAACAACUCUUAAGACAAAGAGCCACAUAUAAAAAAAUAGACCUUUUAGGGUUUUUUUUUUUUUUCCUGGCCUGUUUGAAAGGAAAAGCCUCACUGAAAAUCUGUUUUGACAGAAUUUCAAACUAUCGGUCAGUUAUCAGGUGACCAGUAUGUGUGAUCUUCUGUUUUUGUUUUAAAUAUUCUUUGGUUCUCAGUUUCUAAAGAUAUAUUUUAUUGUGUUAAGAAUUAUGAAGCAAUCUGUCUUACCAGAUGAGUCUCAGGCAUUAUGUUUGUCUAAGAAAUGUUCUCUGUGUGUGUUUAAUAUCUAAUUAUUUCCCCAAAGCUGGAGAAAAGUAUUUCUAUGCAGUGAGGAUUAUAUGACUUCUGCACACAGACAGCUGAGUUGAUUUGUGCUAUGUGGAAAUUCUUUUAACUAUAAAUACUUGGGGGGUAUAAUCAAUGUUGGGGCGGGUUAUAAUAAAUGACUGCUGUCAAUAGGAAUGCAAUAAAAAGACUGGAGCAAGAUAGGGUAAGGGUAUGUGUAUAUAGAAGUGAAUAAAAUAUGUACUGGAACUGGAGUCUGAUCAACGUUUUUUGUCCUGAAGAUGAUCUGCGCACUGAAAAGGAAAUCCCUCGGGGAAAUGACCAGGCCCAGUCACAGAAACAAACCAGAAACAGUGCCGUGGAUGAACACCCACUGUCCUUUUGUUACAGAUGUAACUGUGCUGGGUUUUAAUUCUAUGUUAAAUGGCCGAACUUCAGUUUUUAUCUGUUACAAAUAAAGAGAACCUGAUAUUUUUACUUUCA
Molecule: messenger RNA, 3209 nt
Organism: Mirounga angustirostris (Northern elephant seal)
Lineage: Eukaryota; Metazoa; Chordata; Mammalia; Carnivora; Phocidae
Gene: SLC35E3
Product: solute carrier family 35 member E3
Exons: 5
Coding region: 213-1154 (313 amino acids)
Cellular component (GO): Golgi apparatus
Molecular function (GO): nucleotide-sugar transmembrane transporter activity; antiporter activity
Source: RefSeq, a predicted model, not a curated record